Tetrahymena thermophila SB210 is the source of this 390-nucleotide messenger RNA. Its product is annotated as transmembrane protein, putative. The record is from RefSeq and is a predicted model, not a curated record. The transcript has 2 exons. NCBI's taxonomy places the organism in Eukaryota, Ciliophora, Oligohymenophorea, Hymenostomatida, Tetrahymenidae.
AUGCAAUUAGAGAAACUUGGUGCUGUUUGUUAUAAAAUAAAAUAAAAAAGGAUUUAAUAAGUAUUUUGGAUUAUUUUUGAAGCCAAAAAAUUAAUAUCAGUAGCCUUUAUUUUAAUUUUACCUAACAAAACCAUAGCUCUAUCUAUUGAUUUAAUUUUAUCUUCCGGAUUUACGAUAUAUAUAAUAAUAGCAAAACCCUUGGCUUAGUAAAAUCAAAAUUUAAUGAUUUUGGUUUAAGAAAUUAUUUCUUUUUUGGCCAAACUAAUUCAAACAAUUCUGAUUAGUGAACUAGAAAUUAGUUUUACAAGUUUCUCAGCCUUACUUAAAAGAAAGUUUCUUCCUCCUUAAUCUUCCAAAAAUUCAUUUUUCCUUGAAACAAAUAACUUUUGA